Messenger RNA from Solea senegalensis (Senegalese sole), 1098 nucleotides. RefSeq names its product endonuclease domain-containing 1 protein-like. The coding region runs from base 105 to 953 and encodes 282 amino acids. The record is from RefSeq and is a predicted model, not a curated record. Lineage: Eukaryota; Metazoa; Chordata; Actinopteri; Pleuronectiformes; Soleidae. The transcript is spliced from 6 exons. Gene Ontology annotation, molecular function: nucleic acid binding; metal ion binding; hydrolase activity.
GUGACGAGAAGUGGCUUCUAUAAAAGUCACUUUCUGCUCAGAGCAGCGUGGCAGCAGCAGCAGUGGACAGUCAAGAAUCGCUGAUCCCACAGCUUGUGCUCAUAAUGCAGACACUGGUGACUUUGAGCGCUGUUCUUCUGUUCCUCUCUUCUGUCCAUGCUGAUGUUGUGGAGCGCUUUGAGGAUCAGCCAGAGUGCAUGAGCUUCUUCUAUAAACAGAAGGUGCCCGAGUGGGGAGCGUCUACACCUGAUGCAGCUCGUCUCUGUCAGCGCUUUGUCAACAGAUACCACUUUGCCACACUCUAUGACACCAAACGUCGCAUUGCUGUUUACUCUGCAUAUCGUUUCCAACCCAGCAAUGGAGGCGGCAGGGAGAGGAGCUGGUUUGUGGAACCUCAGUUGGUCGACUUAAACUGGCAACCUGGCAUGAAGGAUGGCUACUGGCUGGGGAGGGACCAUCCCGGGGUUUAUCUUGGAGAAAGACAAGCACUGGAUGAGGACUACAAACACUCUGGAUUUGACCGUGGUCACCUUAACCCCAAUGGACACCAUGCAGUUCCGAGCCGCAACGCUACUUUCACCCUGACUAAUGUGGUUCCCCAGAACCCCAAGAUGAAUCAGGACGCCUGGAGGAUCCACGAGUCUCAGCUCACUGACCUUUUCAGGAGCAAGUGCUCUAAGGCCUAUGUGCUGGUGGGGGCGGUUCCCUCUGCAAACAACUGGAUUGUCAAAAAUAACGUGAAGCGCGUUAACAUUCCCGACUACCUGUGGAACGCCCACUGCUGCGUGGACAACAAUGAGCGACCCCUCCAGAGCGGCGCCGCGACAGCAAAGAACACAGAAGACAACUGGGUUGAGAAGCUCUCGCUGGACGAGCUCGGAGAAUUUCUGCAGCAGUUUUCCAAUCAGCCUGUAGGAGAGCUGUUCUUCAACAGCUGCAGAGCGGAAGCUUAAAAAGAUUUCUUUAAUGUGACAUCAUUUCUGUAGCUGCCAAAAGCUGUUUUUUAUAUCACAAAACAAAUGUGGCUGAUAAUAACAAUGAAGAAAGGCUGCUGAAAAGUCAAUAAAAUGUCUAAUUAAAAUCAAUCUCUCUCUCGUA